AUGAUUCCGUUCUCCCCAGCCCCGGCAUCUCCGUCGCCUGCGCAUCGAGGCUCCGCCGCCGCCGCUUUACGCGUAGCACCAGACCACCCGCGUGACGGGAGACUCGCCGGAUCUCCACAGGCUCCGCAAUCGGCGUUAGGUGCGUCGCCCCGCGUUGCCUCGCCUCCGCCGGUGCGUCGUUCCUUGUGCCUAUACGGCGGCCGCCACAAGGAGCUCGCUCACACGUCUGAGUCGAGCUCCAUUGAAGUGCCGCUGGCGCUCCCCGCGCACCGGCUGCGGCCGCUUCGGUACCGGUGCCCGUCUGACACUGUGACGCUGGACACGGGCGCGCACGCGCGAGGCUACCGAGCGGAAGCGGUAGACGCCCCCGGCAGACGCCUGUAUCCUGCGCCGCCAGGCUCCGACCCUGCACACCGCCCCGGCCGCGCGCCGGUUUCCAUGUCUUCGCCGGCUGUUUGCGGACCCGCAAGCUUGGCAGGCGCGCCCUCUCCAGUUCGUCUUCACUGCCCUUCUCUGGCCUCCGUCAACUCCGUUCGUUCGCCGUCCGUGUUGUCUGAGGACUUGCUUCUCACGGGCAAGACCCCAGGCGAAAGCUCUCCGCCCUCGGCUGUGUUCAACGGCGGGUCGGACGCGCUGCGAAAGGCGCCUUUUCCGCACGGCAAUUCCUCCGCCACGUUCUCUCCGUCUUCACUGGCGCGCAUCCUCGACGCGGCUGCGGCCGAGAAAAACUCGCACCAGUCCUCAAACUCAGUUGCCCUCCCGCCCUCCGCCGUGAACGGUCCUCCCGCAGUCUCCGUCCACCGGGCGUCCUCUCCAGUUCCCGGCCUGCCGCUCAGUCCGCAAGUUCUUGUUCACCCGUCCCCGCCUGCCGCGCCGACUAUGAACGCCUCUGCGGUGUCCGGCGGCGUCCCCCCGACGCCGGCGGCGUACGCGCCCGCGGCGGGGGUUGCCUCUGCCUCUACUCCGGGUCCUGAUGGUCCUCGUAUUCAUCCGGGAAUCGCAGGUUCUGGGAUCGUCGUCGCACCCCCGACUCCGAGGGGGGCGGGCGGCUCGCAGGCACGGUCGCCUGUUGCGGGAAGCCACUUACUCGCACCGCCGGCGCCGCGAGCAGGCCCCCCUGUCGAAACAUCGUCUACGCACGAUAGACAAUGGGUGGCUGUCACGGCGUACCGCCCCGUUGAUGUUGUCACGAAGACGGUGGAGGUGCCGGUGACACGAACCGUUGACGUCCUCGUCCCGAAGCCCGUUAUCAAGGAAAAAAUUGUGGAGGUCCCCAAGUUCGUCCCUCACUACGUUGAGAAAAUUCUCGAGGUCCCGGAGAUUGAGUGGGUCGACCGCGUGAUUGAAGUCCCCGAGUAUUUCUAUAGCACUAAAUAUGUUCCAAAGGUCGAGAUCCAGGAAAACAUCAUUGAGCGACCCGUUUACCAAGACAAAUGGGUGGAAAAGGUCGUUGAGGUUGCACGAGUAGAGGAAAUUGUUCGGUACCGUGAUAUCGUCGAGGCCGAAGAGGUCAUUAAGUAUAUUCCGAAGGGUCAUUCUGAAGAAGAGUGGAGAGGCGCUCCAAUCUUCAGCGUGCCGCCUGAGCACGCCCCUCCGUUGCCGCCCAAGUGGGUGACCCCUGGAGCCGCGGCACCGCCUCCGACCCCUGCAUACUGCUCUCCAGAUGCGUGUGUCGGCACGCCAAUUGGAGCGCCUACGGGACAGACGCCAAACCAUGCGGAUCCGAGGCAUUCCUCUUUCCCGCCGCCUGCCUCGGUCAUCGGGGGCUGUCCGGCCUCACAGUACUGGACACCGGAGUUCUGUCGCGCUGGGAAUGCGUGA
Besnoitia besnoiti is the source of this 1821-nucleotide messenger RNA. RefSeq names its product alveolin domain containing intermediate filament IMC5. The transcript is spliced from 4 exons. NCBI's taxonomy places the organism in Eukaryota, Apicomplexa, Conoidasida, Eucoccidiorida, Sarcocystidae. The coding region runs from base 1 to 1821 and encodes 606 amino acids. The record is from RefSeq and is a predicted model, not a curated record.